Cladophialophora psammophila CBS 110553 is the source of this 1920-nucleotide messenger RNA. Its product is annotated as phospholipid:diacylglycerol acyltransferase. Gene Ontology annotation, biological process: lipid storage; triglyceride biosynthetic process. Bases 1 to 1920 code for a protein of 639 amino acids. The record is from RefSeq and is a predicted model, not a curated record. Gene Ontology annotation, cellular component: cytoplasm; perinuclear endoplasmic reticulum. The transcript has a single exon. NCBI's taxonomy places the organism in Eukaryota, Fungi, Ascomycota, Eurotiomycetes, Chaetothyriales, Herpotrichiellaceae. Gene Ontology annotation, molecular function: phospholipid:diacylglycerol acyltransferase activity.
AUGUCUGCCCUUCGUCACCGCGUCGCCAACAUCAUUCGCGAUUCACCUUCAGCCUCCCCCGAGCCCAGUCGCGAUGGUACGCCAGAUCCCAACGAAGAGGUAAAAUUGGUCUCCAGCAAGAAGCUGGAAAAGCUCAAAACAAGGAGACACAGCAAGAGGAGGUCCGGCAUCACAUUUGGUCUAGGUGGUCUGCUGGGCCUGUUGUUGGCCUUACUGUUUGCUCAGUCACAGGAUGUUAUCAAACUAGAAGGAUUGCUGGAAGUCAAUCUAGACAGUCUGCUGGACGUGAUCCCUGCAGGCAUAGUCAAUGAUGUGAAGGAUCUCUCGAGAGCAGAACGAGACGUCGUCAAUUAUGACUCGUUCUCAGUCGGUCUCCAUUUACUGUCUCAAGGGGUGACAGCCCAUCAUCCAGUCAUUAUGGUGCCGGGAGUGAUAUCGACCGGGCUGGAAUCUUGGUCGACGAGUGAGAAGUCCAGACAGUACUUUCGCAAGCGGCUGUGGGGAUCGUGGUCAAUGAUGAGAGCUCUGGUGAUGGAUCAAGCGGCCUGGAAGAGGCAUAUCAUGCUUGACAAAGAGACAGGCCUUGACCCUCCGGACAUCAAGCUCCGCGCAGCUCAGGGGUUCGAUGCCACCGAUUUCUUCAUCACCGGGUAUUGGAUUUGGAACAAAAUUCUAGAAAAUCUCGCCACCAUCGGCUAUGAUCCGAGCAAUGCAUUCACGGCCUCUUAUGACUGGCGCCUAUCCUAUGCCAACCUAGAGCACAGAGAUCAAUACUUCACGCGACUGAAGAACUAUAUCGAGAUUGCGCAAAUGACAUCUGGAAGGAAGGUUGUCCUUGUCUCCCACUCUAUGGGCAGUCAAGUUCUUUUCUACUUUAUGAAGUGGGUGGAACAUAAGGAUCAUGGCAAAGGAGGCCCUCAGUGGGUGAACAAGCAUAUUGACUCAUGGAUCAAUAUCUCGGGCUGUAUGCUUGGAACAGCCAAGGAUAUUCCAGCCCUGCUCUCUGGCGAGAUGAAAGACACCGCCCAACUCAAUGCAUUUGCAGUCUACGGCCUAGAAAAGUUCUUAUCCAAGGAAGAUCGCGCAGAAAUAUUCCGCGCCAUGCCCGGUAUCUCGUCGAUGCUGCCCAAGGGCGGUGAGGCAGUAUGGGGCAAUGCGACAUGGGCCCCAGACGAUUUAACGCCACCAAUCCAGAACAAAACGCACGGAACAUUCAUUUCCUUCAAGCCGCGAGGCAAUGUCACAGAAGCUACCCGCCAGAACCUCACAAUGGCACAAGCUUUUGACUACCUCCUGGAGAUCGCGGAGCCAUGGUAUGCCGAGCAAGUCAAGCACUCAUACUCUCACGGCGUCGCCCAUACAAAGGCCGAGCUCGAACGGAAUGAAAACAACCCUCUCACCUGGAUGAAUCCGCUGGAGUCGCGGCUCCCACACGCGCCUGAUAUGAAAAUAUAUUGCUUUUACGGCAUUGGCAAACCCACCGAGCGCUCAUACUUCUACAAGGAAAAUGGCCAGCCACUCAAUGGGUAUAUAAAUAUCUCAAUUGAUACCAGCGUUACAUCUCCCAAUGGCCGUCUCCAACAAGUUGGUAGUGUUGACCACGGAGUCGUCUUCGGCGAAGGCGACGGCACAGUCAACCUCCUCUCCACGGGAUACAUGUGCGCAAAGGGGUGGCGGGAAAUCAAACGAUACAAUCCUUCAAACAUCAAAAUCACAACCUUUGAGAUGCCCCACGAGCCGGAUCGAUUCAGUCCUCGCGGCGGCCCUAAUACAGGUGACCACGUCGACAUAUUGGGAAGGAGUAGUUUGAAUGAUUUGAUUCUAAGAGUUGCGGGGGGAAAGGGCGACCAGAUUGAGGAGAAUUAUGAGAGCAGGAUCUGGGAGAUCAGUGAAAAGGUGAAGAUCUAUAACGAGGAAUGA